Symbiodinium sp. CCMP2456 is the source of this 3297-nucleotide messenger RNA. NCBI's taxonomy places the organism in Eukaryota, Dinophyceae, Suessiales, Symbiodiniaceae. The record is from the annotation of a GenBank genome assembly.
AUGGUGCAGUGGCGCUGCUGCACACUUUCUGGCACCCCGAAGACCGAGUCCAACUGGCAGGUGCUCCCUGUCAUCAGCGUAAGCGACUGCACCAUCGACAAGCUGACCUGGGGUCCUGGGGAAAGCCUCGUCCAUGUCAGGACAGACCGGCAGAGCGUCAUCCUCUCCGAGGCCCAGCUGAACACCGCCUUCCAAGCACCUAUCAUGGCAGUUCAAACAGCACCGGCGGAGAUCAUGAUCUAUCACACGGAGAAGCAGAUGCAGAUCGGCCUAAGCUCACCCUUCCGCGUCAAGGGUGUCAGCGUGGGCGGAAGCACGGUUCUCCUGUGGAACAGCAAGCAGAUCAUGCUGUACGACAUCGAUGUCACAAUGCAAGCCUCAGUCUUGAGUCAGUUUACCCGAUCUUACGACAUCGUGGCUGCGGCCCUCUUCUGCCAAAGCCAUGAUCGUGUGGUGGCCAUGGCCAGUGGCGCAAAAAUCGAAUUCGCAAACAAGCAAGGUCAUGUGCAGAAAACGAUUCAGUUCUCCGAGGAGGUGGAAGGCUUUCCUACUUGCCUGGAUGUCUGCGGUGAUUUUUUGGUGGCCUCCACCUCUCUAAAUUUCAUCAAAGUCUGGAAGGUUUCCCAGGAUAAGCCGAAACCGAUAGGUGCUCCGAGGAAGUUCGAAGGACUUGAGGAGCGGUCGCUCGGCGAAAUCAGGUCAGUGCGCAUCAACAAGACCGGAACUCGAGUGUCGAUGCUCGUGGACCAGAGGCUCGGCGCCAACGGCCAGCCAACAGAGGGUGGCGCCCUGCGGGUACCUGAUGGCCGCAUGUUCGUGUACGACACGGACUCCGACAACUUCCUCACGUAUGCAGUUGGCAAAAGCAGUGUCCCCGUAGCUCACUUCUGGGACGCUUCGGACGGUCGGCUUCUGUGCUGCGAAGUCGUGCCGCAGGCCCUCGCAUACGACGGAGAGGCACAGCCUCCGAGUCCCACGGCCGGGAGCAUGGAGGACGAGGCAAAGAACCAGCCACAGCAUUGUGCGAUGACGUUGUUUGUCGCGAACUCCGAGCAGAUUCACCUGCAGGACAGCAUUCCCUGCGUGGAUCCAGACCACAGCGUCACUCAAAUGCCUGUGGCCCUGAUGGUGCCUCACGUCUACUUUGCCCGGCAAGGGGAGACAGCCGAGAGUUCUCCGGAGGAGCCAGCAUCUUCUCUGGUCAGCCGAACGGUGCUUAGAGACUUUGCUGGUCUGGAGAACAUGGACGAAGAGACGACCGCGGCUAUGCUCAACUUCUCGUACCACCUGGCCUGUGGAAACACGGAUGAGGCAUACAAGAGCGUCAAAGGUGUGCGCUCCACAGGGGUCUGGGAGAGCAUGUCCAAGAUGUGCGUGAAGACAGGCCGUCUGGAUGUGGCCCAGAAGUGCCUGGGGCAGAUGGGCCACGCCCGUGCAGCCGGGGCGCUCCGUGCUUGCCUGGAACAGGAGCCCGAGGCACGGUUAGCAAUCGUCGCCGUACACUUGGACAUGGUCGACCAUGCAGAACAGUUGCUGAAGAAGUGUGGAAGGUAUGACCUGCUCAAUCAGCUGUACCAGGCUUGUGGCUCGUGGGAGAAGGCCUUGGAGAUUGCAAAGACCAAGGAUCGUAUUCAUCUCAAGCCGACCCACUUUGCAUAUGCGCAGCACUUGGAGGCAGUGGAGGACGUGCAAGGGGCGCUGACUCAUUAUGAGCUCUCCGGCACCUACCGCACCGAGUCCCCACGACUGCUCUGCUCCAUGGGCAUGACGGAGGACCUCGGCAGCUAUGUCGAGCAGAGUGACGAUUCGCAGCUGCACAGAUGGUAUGCCCAGUACUUGGAGUCGAAGGCGGAUCUCGAUGGCGCUUCGCGAGAAUAUAAGAAGGCCGGGGACUGGCUGAGCCUCUGCCGCGUCGCCUGCUUCAAUGAGGAUCUCGAAAGCGCACAAAGAAUUUGCGAGGACUCGCAGGACCAGGCAGCCUGCUACCACCUCGCAAGACAUUUGGAGGCCGGGGGCAGCUUCAAAGAGGCCAUACAUUACUUCCAGAUGGCCGGACGAGUGGGGCAUGCGCUGCGACUAGCCCAGGAGAACAACUUCGACGGAGACCUCAUGAGCUUGGCACUGUCUGCAGAUCCUCAGAGCAUGGCUCAGGCUGCCAAGUACUACGAGCAGCGUGGGCAGCCUCAGAAAGCAGUCAUCCUCUACCAAAAGGCCGGUCAGCAGAAGAGGGCACUGGAGCUGUGCUUCUCGGCACGGCUCUUUGAUGCACUGCGCAAGAUCGCAGAUGAUCUCAGUGCAGAGAGCGAUCCUGCCAUACUCGCGAAAUGUGCGGAGUUCUUCAUGCAGCACGAGCAGCACGACAAAGCGGUCCACCUGCUGUCUAUCUCCAAGCAGUAUGACCGAGCGGUGCAGCUUUGCACAGAGCACGACGUGCACAUCACUGAGGACAUGGCAGAGCGGAUGACCCCGGACAAAGGAAGUGUGGACGCGACUUCCAGGUCAGAGAUUUUGCAGGACAUUGCCAAGCUCUGCAAGAAGCAGGGGUCCUUCCAGCUUGCCUGCAAGAAGUUCACACAGGCUGGAGACAAGCUCAAGGCGAUGAAGAGUUUGCUGAACAGCGGUGACACGGAGAAGAUCAUCUUCUUUGCUGGCACUGCGCGGCAGCCAGACAUCUACGUCUUGGCAGGGAACUACUUGCAGAGCCUGGACUGGCAUGCUGAUCCGGACAUCAUGAAGAAUAUCAUUCAGUUCUACAGCAAAGCCAAGGCCUACGACAAGUUGGCGUCCUUCUACGAUGCCUGUGCUCAGGUAGAGAUUGAUGAGUACAGGGACUACGAGAAGGCGGGCGGCGCUCUCCGAGAGGCCUUGAAGUACAUGGCAAAGGCGGCCGGCGAGACGGCAGAAAGCGACGAGCGAGUGAUAUCUCUGCAGAGUCGGAUCGCUCUUGUGGACGAGUUUGCAGGUGUGAGGAAAAUGGCCAAAACCGAGCCAGAUCAAAUGGUUGCGGUCUGUGAGAGGAUGGUGAGCACGCCAAACAUAGACAGCGCUGUCAGAACCGGCGACAUUUUCGCACAGCUUGUGGAGUACUACACAGACUUCAAUGACUACAACUCUGCAUACAGGACGGUGGAGCGAAUGAGAGAGCACGGCAUUGUGCUCACACCGUACCUGGACAGGGCCCUUCUCGAACGCAUCUACGGUGCUGUUGGACAGCCACUGCCCGAGUCGGAAGCAGCUCCUGCUGCGCCCGCCGCCGAUGGCGAGGACGUGGACGAGGAGAUCGCGGAGGAAGACUGA